ACAGGGGCCGGGCCGCUGGGCCCAGCGGCAAGGGCCGGGCACGCGCCUGCGCGCGGCCGCGCCGCCGGGCUCUGCCGAGCGGGCGGCGCAUGCGUGGGCUGUGGCGGCCUUAAGGGCGGUGGCGGCCUCAGCAGCGCAGUCGGCGGGUCAGCCGGCUGGGAGGCACAACCGGGCGCUUGCGCGGCGACGGCAGUAAUGGCGGCGGAGGACGAGGACAUAGGCGAAAGGUCAGGAUGGCUAACUGGUUGGCUUCCCACAUGGUGCCCUACGUCUACAUCACACCUUAAAGAAGCUGAAGAGAAAAUAUUAAAAUGUGUCCCCUGCGCAUACAAAAAAGAACCUGUUCAUAUAUCUAAUGGAAAUAAAAUAUGGACACUGAAGCUCUCUCACAAUGUUUCAAAUAAGACUCCACUUGUCCUCCUCCAUGGUUUUGGAGGGGGUCUUGGACUCUGGGCACUGAAUUUUGGAGAUCUUUGCACUGAUAGGCCCGUCUAUGCUUUUGACCUGUUGGGCUUUGGAAGAAGUAGUAGGCCCGUGUUUGACAGUGACGCGGAAGAAGCAGAGAAUCAGUUUGUGGAAUCCAUUGAAGAGUGGAGAUGUGCCCUAGGACUGGACAAAAUGAUCGUACUGGGACACAACCUUGGUGGGUUCUUGGCUGCUGCUUACUCACUGAAGUACCCGUCAAGGGUUAGUCAUCUCAUUUUAGUGGAGCCGUGGGGUUUCCCUGAGCGGCCGGACCUUGCAGAUCAAGAGAGACCAAUUCCAGUUUGGAUCCGAGCCUUGGGAGCUGCGCUGACCCCCUUCAACCCUCUGGCCGGCCUCCGGAUCGCGGGGCCCUUUGGUUUAAGUCUAGUACAGCGUUUAAGGCCCGAUUUCAAACGGAAGUAUUCUUCAAUGUUUGAAGAUGAUACUGUGACCGAAUACAUCUACCACUGUAAUGUGCAGACUCCGAGUGGUGAGACAGCAUUCAAAAAUAUGACUAUUCCUUAUGGAUGGGCAAAAAGGCCAAUGCUCCAGAGAAUCGGUAAAAUGGACCCUGACAUUCCAGUUUCGGUGAUCUUUGGGGCGCGGUCCUGCAUAGAUGGCAAUUCUGGCACCAGCAUCCAGUCGUUACGACCACACUCAUACGUGAAGACGAUAGCCAUCCUCGGGGCAGGGCAUUACGUGUAUGCAGACCAGCCGGAGGAGUUCAACCACAAGGUGAAGGAGAUCUGUGACUCCGUGGACUGAGCGCCCCGGCCGGGAGUGGGAAGCCUGCUGACCAGUCCUCAGCGGCGGCGGCUCACUCUCCGACGAAGAGCGAGGGUACCACAGAACCAGGCGGUCUCCUUGGCUGUCCUUUGCACACGUGUUCCCUGUGAAGCUGCUUGCACACUUAAACCAGUUAGUGCCUUCUACACGAAUGCCUUUCCUUUCUCCUACACAAAGCCAAAUAUGCAAGAGUCUCCGAAUCUCUUUAGCUGUAGUAGAAAGUUGUUUGUCCCUCUGCGGUACUGAAAAGUGGUAGUUUUUCAACUGAACUUUUUUCAUUUCUAUCUAAAUUUGCUGUGUCAGCUACUUUUUAUAUUUCAGUCUGUAUUGCCUUAUUUUAAAAAGUGAUUUCUGAAUCCGUAUUUUAUAUACUGUAAAGGUGCACUUUAUUUUGUCUGCUCAUAUUUACCAUGUCUAAUAAGUGAUGUAGUGCAUCAAAAUUCAAUGUGUUUUUAUGUAAAAGACGUCACCUUUUUAGAAUACUUUACUUUUGAAAUGGAGUGAUGAGACAGCGUUUUGGUUGAAAACAUAGGAAUUGAUCAUUAGCAUUAAUUUUCCUGAUUUUCCUCUGUUCUCUGUUUAAAGCUGCAAAGCCAUGGUCAGCGCUUUAAAUGUGAUCUGCUCUGACACAUGUGCAACAAUAUAUAACCCGGGGGAGCUUCUAUGUGUGUUACAGUUCCACACUUCCAGCCAAACACAGCGUUAGUACGUAAGUGAUCCAGGUCCUGGAAAGCCUUAACUAAGUCUGUCCUUUCUCCUCCCUUAAUACUAGCCUUUUCUAUGAGCCAGGAUGCAGCAAAAGGACAGAUCUCCUCACUGAGGGAAGAUGAAGACUGUUACCUCCCAGUCAGCCAAAUCCUAUGUUUUCAUUCACAUCUAACUUUUAAAGAUGGGUGCUAACUGGAUUCUAUAUUUACCACUAAAAUACAAAAAAUAGGUGGUGCUAUUGUAUCUCAUAGCACCAGAGAUGAGCUAGCACUUGGGUUUGUUUUUUUUUAAACGAGUUUUGUGUUGAUUAAAUAAUUUACAUGCUUGAAGUUAUAUUAAAAUUCUAUAAAGUUGAUUGAACUAUUUAACAAUAACUACCAUCAAAUGUAGUACUUUUUUGCUGUUUUAAAAUGAGAAGAACGUCUUUGAAACUGUGAAAAAGCUCCAUGUGGUAACUGGCUGCUGAGAAGACCCUCUGAAAAAGAACAUUAAAUAGGACUGUUACCAACAAGGCAUUUUUGACUACACAUUUUGCUAAUGUUGCUUGUCUAGGAGAAAGGUGGUUAUGUAAAUAAAAACUAAAACUUAGAGCAAAUAA
Pteronotus mesoamericanus is the source of this 2557-nucleotide messenger RNA. It is a transcript of the gene ABHD5, whose product is annotated as abhydrolase domain containing 5, lysophosphatidic acid acyltransferase. The transcript is spliced from 7 exons. The coding region runs from base 196 to 1230 and encodes 344 amino acids. Gene Ontology annotation, cellular component: mitochondrion; lipid droplet. The record is from RefSeq and is a predicted model, not a curated record. Gene Ontology annotation, molecular function: carboxylic ester hydrolase activity; lysophosphatidic acid acyltransferase activity. NCBI's taxonomy places the organism in Eukaryota, Metazoa, Chordata, Mammalia, Chiroptera, Mormoopidae. Gene Ontology annotation, biological process: lipid homeostasis; phosphatidic acid biosynthetic process; negative regulation of triglyceride storage.